AUGGCAACUCACACCGUCGAAUUGGCUGCAAGCGACAUACAAGAUGGGCAGAUGAAGGAGAUCGACUUUGGUGCGGAGGACCAGAAGGUCCUCGUCUCCCGUAUCGGGGAUAACGUGUAUGCGACCAGCGCGUUCUGCACCCAUUACGGCGCUCCUUUAGCUAAGGGCGUGUUGGCUGCUAAUGGCCGUGUGACAUGCCCAUGGCAUUCCGCUUGUUUCUCUGUCAAGACCGGUGAUAUCGAGGACGGACCCGCCCGUGACGCGCUGCACUGCUUCACAGCCGUGCUGUCGGAAGACAAGAGCAAGAUCACCGUCACUGCCCCUGUGGAAGAGACAAAGAAGGCGAACAAGGAACGCAAGCCGUUCGCUAGGAGUAAGUAUGCGGGCGCGAAGGAUGAGGGCAAGGGGGUCGUUAUCGUUGGUGGUGGUGCAGGAGGUUUGGGUGCCGCAGAGGCCUUGCGUGAGUACGGCUACACGGGCAAGGUGACCAUGUACACGAAAGAGCACAACGCGCCUAUCGACCGCCCCAAGCUGUCCAAGUCUCUCCUAGACGAGCCUUCCAAGCUUGAAUGGCGUCCCGCUUCCGUCCUCCGGCACACAUUCGGAAUCGACCUCCACACCGGAACAGAAGUCACCGCUGUGGACACCAAGGCGAAGACGGUGACUGUCCAUGGUGAGGCGGUCGGGUAUGACAAGCUUGUGCUUGCACCUGGUAGCUGGCCUAACAGGAUCCCCAUUCCUGGUGCGGACUUUCAGAACGUAUUCACUCUCAGGAACAUCGAUGAUACAAAGAAGAUGCAGGGUCUGAAGCACAAAGGCAAGCACCUCGUCGUCAUUGGUUCGAGCUUCAUCAGCAUGGAACUCGUCGCGGUGGUCAUGAAGAACGAGCCUGCAUCGCUACACGUCAUCGGUAUGGAGACAGUGCCAUUUGAGCGUGUGCUGGGCAAGGAGAUCGGACAGGCGCUCAUGAAGUUCUUCGAGAAGAACGGCGUUACAUUCCACAUGGAGCAGAAGACGACCGCUAUCCACGGCCCGCCCACUGUCCUAGGGCACGUCACCGGGACGCACAAAGCCGAGUCUGUCGCGCUAGGAGACGGCACGGUGCUCAAAGCGGACUACGUCGUUAUGGGUGUCGGUGUGCGCCCUGCGACCCAGUUCCUAGCUAACAACCCCUCAUUCACGCUUGAACGAGACGGGGGCCUGAAAGUGGACACAGAACUUCGUGUACUCGGGCUGGAGGACGUCUUCGCCGUAGGGGACAUCGCCCAUUACCCAGUGGACGAAGUGGGCACUCUGCGCAGAAUCGAGCAUUGGAACGUCGCGACCGAUCAUGGGCGAUCCGUAGGAGCGCUCAUCGCCGGCUCUCCCCACCCGUACGGCAGGAUCCCUAUAUUCUGGUCAGCUCUGGGCCAGCAACUUCGCUACUGCGGCAUAGGGAUCAACUUCGACUCUGUCAUCUUGCGCGGGAACGCCGAGGAGCUCAAGUUCAUCGCCUUCUACGUUCAGGGGGAGACGGUCCUUGCAGUAGUGAGCAUGCAGAACGAUCCUGUGGUGAUGAAAUGCGCCGAGCUGCUGAGGCACGGGCUUAUGCCUAGUGCGACAGAGUUGAGGCAGGGGAAGGAUCCGAUGGAGAUCGACGUUUCUUCGAGUCAUGCGGUGCUUAAGAAAUGA
This is a messenger RNA of Dacryopinax primogenitus, 1671 nucleotides long. RefSeq names its product flavo protein. The transcript has 9 exons. NCBI's taxonomy places the organism in Eukaryota, Fungi, Basidiomycota, Dacrymycetes, Dacrymycetales, Dacrymycetaceae. The record is from RefSeq and is a predicted model, not a curated record. Gene Ontology annotation, molecular function: flavin adenine dinucleotide binding; oxidoreductase activity, acting on NAD(P)H; 2 iron, 2 sulfur cluster binding. The coding region runs from base 1 to 1671 and encodes 556 amino acids. Gene Ontology annotation, cellular component: cytoplasm.